This is a messenger RNA of Penicillium odoratum, 1944 nucleotides long. Its product is annotated as BOD1/SHG1 domain-containing protein. Bases 1 to 1944 code for a protein of 647 amino acids. The transcript is spliced from 2 exons. The record is from RefSeq and is a predicted model, not a curated record. Lineage: Eukaryota; Fungi; Ascomycota; Eurotiomycetes; Eurotiales; Aspergillaceae.
AUGGCCACUUCCGAGGCUAUGGAGGACGUGCAGAUGGGCGCAAAAAGAUCAGGCCUGGAUAUGGAGAGUCUCAAAUUCAAGAAAUUCAAAGCAGAAGAUCUUCCUUUGUCUUCGGCGCAGCAUGCGAGCAUUGACAAACUCCUGCACUCAUUUAAAAAGAAAGGUGGAUUUGACAGCAUUCGCAAGAAGAUCUGGGCUGACUUCAAUGAUGGUGAAUUCAAAACCAAGUUUACCGACGAGUUGAUCGCAUUGGCCGAGUCGGAAAUCGAGCGCGAACCCGCCCAUCUUUCACGCGAGAGAGGAAAAGCUGCGACUUUGAUUGAGGGUGCCGUCGACCGAAGUGAUGUCUACAAGAACGUCGAGGUAUCCAUCGACAAGCUAACAUCCAAUCACCUGGAGUCAAUACUUGAUGCUGUGCGUGAGAUCCGUCGACAAGAAAUUGGCGACGAGGCAGCUGCUAAAGAAGAAGAGGGGGGCAAGAAGACGGAUGCGGAAUUUGAGGCUCACGUGCAAGCCAAGCGAGAGGAACGAGAUGCGAUCUGGCGCGAGGAAAUGCGCAAGCAAAAGGAGAUCGACGAUGAGCAAAAACGCAUUAGAGACGAAGAACGCCGCAAAAAGCGGGAAUUGGAGCGACAGAAGGAAGAUGAAGAAAGGGCGAAGAGGAAAGAGAUCGACGACCAACGACGGGCUGAGCGUGAACGUGAGCGUGAGGAACAAAGAGCUCUUGAUGACAAACGAGAACGGGAGCUAGAGGAGAGAUACCAACGGCGCAGAAGAGAUGACCGUGAACGGUAUCGCGAUUACGACCGGUGGAAUGAUUACUCGCCGGCCCAUCGCUCCGAUCGUGGAUUGUCACCACGCAGCCGAGACACAAAACGAGAGAAGUCUGCCGUAUCAAAAGAUGCAACCCCUGCACCAGUACCUGUGGAUGAAAAGUCACUCGAGGAAGCUGCUCUGCAAAUGCUGCUGAAGGAGGGAGAGGAGCUCGCAGCGAAGGCACGCCAAAAGCCCGAUUUUGAUUUUGAAAAGGCCGAGGCUCUUGAGAGUGGAUUGAAACUACAAAGCAGCGACUCAAAGUUGGUUAGUGGCUCGACUAGAGCGACCAGCAUAUCCCGCGACUCCAGGCCCCGCGAGUCCAUAUCGGAUCGAAGAGAUCGUACUCGACCACAUACCCGAGACCGGAGCCGGAGCCGCUCUCGUCGACGUCGACGAGAUCGGUCUAGAGAUAUUUCAGUGAGAUCUCGCGAUCGUGACCGUGACAUGGAUGAACGCCGUGGCUUCCGUGAUUUCCGUGAUUCCCGAGAUGACCGAAGCUAUCGGCCAAGCCGUCGCAGUCGCAGUCGAUCAGCGGUUAGGGAACGGGAUCGUGACAGAGACAGAGUUCGAGCACGUUCCAGAUCCCGCGAACGAGACUCUGAACGUCGCCGUGACAGAAGCAGAGACCGUGACCGUGAGUACCGUCCCCGUCGCAGAUCUCCUUCUCGCCGACGCUCCCGCUCCCGAUCUCGAUCUCGCAAUCGGGUCCGAGAAGCGCGUUCUCGCUCUCGGUCAAACCCUCCGCGGAGACGCUCUCGUUCUCGAUCUACUGCCGCGCGUCGAAGGUCACGGUCCCGUCGCGCCUCACGCACUCGUCGGUCUUCCCCAGCUAGACGGGGCUCGCCUUCUCUUGAUAUCGACCGUUACGUACCGUCGACCAGCAACCGAAGCAAGUCACCCCGUCGUCGAGCCCGCUCCCCGGAGCGCGAACAAAGAUCGCGACUUGGCGAAAUUGAUCGAUAUAUCCCUGCCUCUGAACGAGACACCGGCAAAGAAAAAGAAGACAAAAUCACAACAGAGCCGAUAAAAGAAGCAGAUGACCGAAGCACUCGUCGGCGGAGUCGUAGCCGACGAAGGAGCCCAAGCCGUCGCCGAAGUCGCACCCCAAGACGAAGCCGAGGAAACUAA